Messenger RNA from Elaeis guineensis (African oil palm), 3278 nucleotides. The record is from RefSeq and is a predicted model, not a curated record. Lineage: Eukaryota; Viridiplantae; Streptophyta; Magnoliopsida; Arecales; Arecaceae.
ACGGGGAAAUUCUAUCUCCUCCCUCCCUCUCCUCCACAUGUAUCUUCUCUUCUAUCCACAAACGCUCCCAAAGCGCGCUUUCUCUGUGUCUUUCUCUAAUGGCGAACUCCUUGUCUCCAUAGCUCUAAGCUCUUAGAGAACUCCAUUAAUGGCCACAGCUAAAGGGCCUCUGCUCCCCAUUCCAACCCACAAGCUUCUUUUCUCCCGCUUUCCCUCAAAUCCCAAGCUCUGGAGACUCCCCACCCCCAAAUUCCCUCGCCGAAUCGGUCCCCAGCCCUUCCUUUUCAUCCGCACCAACGCCUUCUACACCGAAGGACUCCCCAUCUCCAUCGCCACUCGGAAGGACAAAUCCGAGGCCGAGCCGGAUGACAUUGGCCUAUUAAACGAAAGGAUUCGGAGGGAGCACAAGAGGAGGGAGGGAUCGAAGGCGGGGAGCAAGCUGAAUUCGGCGGAGGCUGAGAAGUAUAUCAAAACGGUCAAGGAGCAGCAGCAGAGGGGGCUGCAGAAGCUUAAAGGGGAUGUCGAUGGAAAGGAGGGUGGGUUUGGGUAUCGGGUGGAUCCGUACUCGCUUCGCCCUGGAGAUUAUGUUGUGCAUAAGAAGGUGGGGAUUGGCAAAUUUGGGGCGAUUAAGUAUGACGUGCCCAAGAAUUCCUCCUCGGGGCCGAUAGAGUAUGUUUUCAUAGAGUAUGCGGAUGGGAUGGCGAAGCUUCCCGUUAAGCAGGCGGCCCGGAUGCUCUACCGCUACAAUCUUCCAAAUGAAACAAAAAAGCCACGGGCAUUGAGCAAGCUGAGUGACCCUAGUACAUGGGAGAGGCGAAGAAUAAAGGGGAAGAUUGCUGUUCAGAAAAUGGUUGUUGACUUGAUGGAAUUAUACUUGCAUAGGCUGAAACAGAGAAGGCCUCCAUACCCAAAGAACCCAGCCAUGGCUGAAUUUGCCGCACUAUUUCCUUAUGAGCCUACCCCAGACCAAAAGCAGUGUCUUUCAGAAGUAGAAUACCACAUAAUGCUCUGGGUUCUAGUUUUUGAUAAAACAUUUCUUUGCACAUCUCGGAGUUUUGCUUGGCUCAUUAUUGAGGCAUUUAUUGAUGUUGAGAAGGAUUUGACUGAAAGGGAAACUCCAAUGGAUAGAUUGAUUUGUGGAGAUGUUGGGUUUGGAAAAACUGAAGUUGCAUUGCGUGCUGUAUUUUGUGUGGUAUCCACUGGAAAACAAGCUAUGGUUCUUGCACCAACUAUAGUUCUAGCCAAACAGCACUUUGAUCUCAUUUGUGAGCGAUUUUCUCGAUAUCCUCAUAUAAAGGUUGGACUUCUGAGCAGGUUUCAGACCAAAGCAGAAAAAGAAGGACAUCUUUCAAUGAUUAAAAAUGGGCAGCUGGACAUCGUUGUUGGAACCCAUGCACUUCUUGGAAAUCGUGUGGUCUAUAGCAAUCUGGGCCUGCUGGUUGUUGAUGAAGAGCAGAGGUUUGGCGUUAAACAGAAGGAAAAGAUAGCAUCAUUUAAAACUUCAGUCGAUGUUCUCACUCUGUCUGCGACACCUAUUCCACGCACUCUUUAUUUGGCAUUGACUGGAUUCCGUGAUGCUAGUUUGAUUUCAACACCACCUCCAGAAAGAGUUCCUAUAAAGACUCAUUUGUCAUCUUAUAGCAAAGAUAAAGUCUUAUCAGCGAUCAAGUUCGAGUUGGAUCGUGGUGGCCAAGUUUUCUAUGUUUUACCUCGUAUUAAAGGAUUGGAAGAGGUAAAGGAAUUUCUUGAGCAAUCACUCCCAAAUGCUUCAAUCGCUAUUGCUCAUGGAAAGCAAUACUCGAAGCAACUAGAAGAAACCAUGGAGAAGUUUGCUUUGGGAGAAAUCGAGAUUCUUAUUUGCACCAAUAUAGUUGAAAGUGGACUGGAUAUCCAAAACGCCAACACCAUAAUAGUUCAGGAUGUUCACCAAUUUGGGCUGGCCCAGUUGUAUCAGUUGCGAGGGAGGGUUGGGCGAGCAGACAAGGAAGCAUAUGCAUAUUUGUUCUACCCUGACAAAUCAUUGCUCUCUGAUCAAGCAUUGGAGAGACUUGCUGCUAUCGAAGAGUAUCGGGAUCUGGGCCAAGGCUUUCAUCUUGCAGAGAGAGACAUGGGGAUAAGAGGAUUUGGGAAUAUUUUUGGUGAGCAACAGACUGGUGAUAUUGGAAAUGUUGGUAUUGAUCUAUUUUUUGAGAUGCUCUUUGAAAGCUUGUCUGAGGUGGAAGAACACCGCCUUGUCUCGGUUCCUUAUAGUAAUGUUCAGCUGGAUAUAAAUGUAACACCACACCUCUCCUCUGAGUACAUAAACUAUCUUGAUAAUCCUAUUGAAUUAAUCAGUGAAGCAGAAAAAGCCGCAGAAAAGGACAUGUGGAGUUUAAUGCAAUUUACUGAACAUUUACGCCGCCAUUAUGGAAAAGAACCUCAUUCCAUGGAGUUAUUAUUGAAAAGGCUCUAUGUCAGGCGAAUGGCUGCAGAUCUAGGUAUUACAAAGAUAUAUGCAUCUGGCAAGACAGUUCAUAUGGCCACAAACAUGACAAAGAAGGUGUUCAAGAUAAUGACUGAGUCAAUGGCAUCUGAUGUACAUUGCAAUUGUUUAGUGUUUGGUGGAAAUGAAAUUAAGGCUGAACUUCUUUUGGAGCUACCGAAAGAGCAACUCCUCAAUUGGAUUUUUCAGUGCUUGGCAGAGCUCUAUGCUGCAUUGCCCGCUCUUGUCAAGUACUAGUUCUCCAUGGAGCAAUUUUAGCCAACUCUUUCUGGCUUCUGCUGAGAUUGCAUUGUAGUGGUAUUGUGCAAAAUGAACAGGCACGUUGACUUCUCCAUCGUGAUACAUGCUGAGGAAGCCUGCAAUAUGUUACUUCCCUGAUGUCAAGUUUUCGUCUUUUGACAUUUGACGUGCUCGUGGUUAAUGCGGAGCUCCAUUUCAUGGACCAAGGAUGGAUUAUUCUAUUCUACCUUACAGCCAUGAGGCCCAUAACUAACGCUAUUACAGGAUUUUUCUUUUUGCGGCAAGGAGUCUGAUGGUGAAUUCUGACCCUGAUAUGCAAACACUGGAUUUGCCUGAACAGAAUGAUGGGACAGCAUAAACCCUAUUUGUCAUUUCGGAAUGUUUUCCAUGAGGCAGCUUGGCUAACACCACACAUUCACAAGAAGUUUCAUGCCAGUUGGUUACUAACCUGACACAGGAUUUAUUACAAUUAAAAUAUACAACCUAAUUAGAUGUCAUUGAUUUUCCACUGUGAAGGUUUAUAUUUUUUAUAAAAAUGCUAUCAAAAUUUCAGGAA